UCAGUCAAUCGCGGUUCGUGGACUGCAGCCUUUGCGGUCUCAAUCUUUGAUCGAUUCAACCCUUCGAUGGUUCCUUUAAUAUCUGCUUCCGAUCGAGUCAUGGCAUCGAUUCUUCUCCAUGUCGUCGUUAGAACCGGCAAUGGACGGCACUGACGACGCCUCCGUCGCCGCCGUAAGGAUCGGCACAGAGGCCAUGGUCGCCGCCGUUGCGUUCCUAUUCAUGGUCGUCGUCUUCGUCUUCUUCUUCUACCUCUACGCUCGCCGCCGCCUGCGUUCCGGAAGUGGCCGAUUUGUCUUUUCCAACACUGCUCCCGACAUCGGCAGACGCGGCCUUGACGCCGCCGCGCUCGCAGCCCUGCCCGCCACCGUGUACAGCUCCGCAGACUUCAAGGACCGCGGCGGGCUCGAGUGCGCGGUCUGCCUCACUGAGCUCGCCGACGGCGAGGCGGCCCGGGUGCUCCCCGCCUGCGGCCACGGUUUCCACCUCGAGUGCAUCGACAUGUGGUUCCACUCCCGCGCCACCUGCCCUCUCUGUCGCCGGCGAGUCGUCGUCGGCGAGGCCUCCUCCCCAAAAACAGAGCCUCCGAGUCCUCUUCCUCCGCCUCCGGAGGCUUCUGCCCGGGAACCGCCGGCGUUUCCGACCAACGUGUUGAUUUGGGGCGGCCGAGGCCAGGAAGGCUCUCUGGUGAUCGAGAUCCCAAGGAGAGCCGUCGGCGGAUCCGGGUCGCAAGUCUCGCCGUCGACGACGGCUUCGGCCGCAGAGGAGUCGAGGUCGCUGUUGUCGGUGAGAUUCCAGUCGCUAAGACGGCUCUGGAGCCAGGGGAGGAGGGCCGGCCCCUCUUCGAUUGAGUUCCUCGACGUCGAGCAAGGAAUCGCCGAGGGAAGCGCUCCGCUGCCCCAGACUCCAGCCGCGAAGCAAUAACGCUGCCGGAGAUCGAAAGCUUAGCUCGAGCUCCGAGUUGCACUGGCGGCUCGCCGAUCACCGGAACUCGUCAUAAGUUUGAUUCUUUGCUGCGUAGAAAGCCAAAAUUAAGCAUACUUGUAACAAUUCCCAUAUACUGUGAUGAAGAAUUCUUCACCACUCUGAAAAUUCAUCAUUUUUAUGCUAUUUAAUUUGAUUCGUUGAUGCCAAAAAUUAUU
This is a messenger RNA of Zingiber officinale, 1140 nucleotides long. RefSeq names its product E3 ubiquitin-protein ligase EL5-like. Lineage: Eukaryota; Viridiplantae; Streptophyta; Magnoliopsida; Zingiberales; Zingiberaceae. The record is from RefSeq and is a predicted model, not a curated record. The coding region runs from base 119 to 922 and encodes 267 amino acids. The transcript has a single exon.